This is a messenger RNA of Aspergillus ibericus CBS 121593, 1497 nucleotides long. RefSeq lists its product as uncharacterized. The record is from RefSeq and is a predicted model, not a curated record. NCBI's taxonomy places the organism in Eukaryota, Fungi, Ascomycota, Eurotiomycetes, Eurotiales, Aspergillaceae. The coding region runs from base 1 to 1497 and encodes 498 amino acids. The transcript has 3 exons.
AUGCGCCACGAAUGUUGCUCUCAGAUGGACAACAGAAUACGAGCGCUUUACUGCCUUCCAUGGUCGUACGAGGAGUUACAGGAAUACCAAGAGGUGUGUACUCCGUAUCGUUGUCAUACCCACGUCGAGUUUAUGCAAGGCGAAUAUCAGUUGACGGAGCCCGAAGAUCGGUGGUCCUGGAAUACCACCAAUACCCAGCGCACACAACAAGCACAAUACCACAAAAUGGGACAGGCACCAUCCACGACGUCUGAGAACGAGAGGACCGAAGGGAACGCCGCUGAAGAAGCAGACCAUGUCAACGCAGAGGAGGAACUAAACCACGGCGUGGGAUCUCUGAUCCGCUACCGGCUGGUCCGCCUGUCUGCGAUCAGAAAAUGGACUCGAUGGAAGAGAUACCAGGAUUUAGAGCCCGCAGACUAUGUGGAAUAUUACCCUAUCCGUCUGGAGCUGGAUCUGGGUGCAGCAUUCAUCAACCCCGAGACAGGAAGUGAAGAACAGCUCAAUGUCGACGCAAAUGAUGCAGAAGGCAAGACAAGAAGAAAAAUGUAUUUUAUUUCACAUCGCUGGCUAACCCAGGUGCAUCCGGAUCCGGAUGGAACGCAGUUGAGAAGGGUGCAGCAGCUUCCUCCCCGACCCCUGGGCCAUGAUUCAUCAUCUAUAGGUGAUGCUGGUAGUUCCUCCACGUCAACAGUCGCAGAGGCCACCGACCCUAGUGCACAGCAUGACCCUGCAUCCAAUAUUUUAAUCUUCUACGACUUCUGCUCCCUCCCCCAAGAACCUCGCACGGCAGAAGAAAACGACACCUUCAAACUGGGAAUCCUUGGUUUGAACAAUUUUCUCUACUAUACGCGUGUCGUCAUCCUUGACGACCACGACUACAUGUCCCGAAGCUGGUGCUUGAUGGAAUACUUCAUCAGCUCCUUCAAAGGAAGUCUGAUCCUCGACGAGAAGCGAGAUGAUAGGAUGCACUCACUACAUCAACUUGCUGUAAUCCCAAACCGGAGAGUUCGUGAAGCGAGGUCAGCAACUGCUGAGACAGAGGCUAUCCGGGCAUCCAAAAUGGGAGAGAUCGCCAUGUCAUUCUUUGCCGAGAGCUUUCAGAAUAGUUCCGUCACCAAAGGCACAGAUCGUGGAGCAAUCGAGGCCGUUUUCAAAAGAUUCAUCCAGGAUAAUAUUCGUGCGUGGCGGCACGAGGCUGACGUGGGAUGGAAGCCUACCUGGUUGGAGGAAGACCAGGUUGACCGGAUCUUAAGAGGUGAACGUCUCCGUUUGAUUCAACUGCCGGAGACAAACCUGCCAGCGCCAGAGAUGCCAGCGGAGAUUGAGAGCGUUGUCCCGCAAGCUGCUUAUGAUAAUGAACACGACGCGUUGGAGCCCUUUUGGGUGAUAAUGCGGAUUCUUAGAGGAGUCAAUGCAUUCACGCGAUAUCUGCUUCUCAAUGACCCCGUGAGCAAGAAAGACGACGAUAUGCUGAAGAAAACCAACAUGAUGUAA